GAGGGGGAGGGAAAAGGGGAGGAGGAGGGCAUGAGACCGGGUUAGAGAAUUGAAAGGAAGCAAGGCUUUCUGGUGACAUUCAGUGCAGUCUCCCUGCAGCACAGCACACUCCCCUUGGGCAAGAACCUGAGACCCCUUGUGCUAAGUCAAGAGGCUGAAUGGGCUGCAGAAGAGCUAGAGAAGGACCAAGCAAAGCCAUGAUAUUUCCAUGGAAAUGUCAGAGCAUCCAGAGGGACUUAUGGAACAUUUUCAAGUUAUGGGGGUGGACAAUGCUGUGUUGUGAUUUCCUGGCACAUCAUGGAACCGACUGCUGGACUUACCAUUAUUCUGAAAAAUCCAUGAACUGGCAAAGGGCUAGGAGAUUCUGCCAAGAAAAGUACACAGAUUUAGUUGCCAUACAAAACAAGGCAGAAAUUGAGUACCUGAAUAAGACCCUGCCUUUCAGUCAUUCUUACUACUGGAUAGGAAUCCGGAAGGUAGGAGGAAUAUGGACGUGGGUGGGAACCAACAAAUCUCUCACUGAAGAAGCAGAGAACUGGGGAGCCGGGGAGCCCAACAACAAGAAGAACAAGGAGGACUGCGUGGAGAUCUAUAUCAAAAGGGCCAAAGAUGCCGGCAAAUGGAAUGAUGAUGCCUGCCACAAACUGAAGGCAGCCCUCUGUUACACAGCUUCUUGCCAGCCCUGGUCAUGCAGUGGCCAUGGAGAAUGUGUAGAAAUCAUCAAUAAUUACACCUGUAACUGUGAUGUGGGGUACUAUGGGCCCCAGUGUCAGUUUGUGAUUCAGUGUGAGCCUUUGGAGGCCCCAGAGCUGGGUACCAUGGCCUGUACUCACCCUUUGGGAGACUUCAGCUUCAGCUCACAGUGUGCCUUCAACUGCUCUGAGGGAACAAACUUAACUGGGAUUGAAGAAACUACUUGUGGGCCGUUUGGAAACUGGUCAUCUCCAGAACCAAGCUGUCAAGUGAUUCAGUGUGAGCCUCUAUCAGCACCAGAUCUGGGGACCAUGAGCUGUAGUCACCCACUGGCCAGCUUCAGCUUUACAUCUGCAUGUACCUUCAGCUGCUCAGAAGGAACUGAAUUAAUUGGGGAGAAGAAAACCGUUUGUGAAUCAUCUGGAAUCUGGUCAAAUCCUAGUCCAAUAUGUCAAAAAUUGGACAGAAGUUUCUCAAUGAUUAAGAAGGGAGAUUAUAACCCCCUCUUCAUCCCAGUGGCCGUCAUGGUUACUGCGUUCUCUGGGUUGGCAUUUAUCAUUUGGCUGGCAAGGAGAUUAAAAAAAGGCAAGAAAUCCCAGGAAAGUAUGGAUGACCCAUAUUAAAUUGUCCUCAGUAAAAGAAAAUUCUUGGAAUACUAAAAAUCACUGGAUCCUUUCAAUUCUCCCAUGGAACCUUUUGCAUGGUGGCACCUCCUACAACAAAGAUGAAGAUGUUUCCUUUACCACAUCUGGAAAGAUUUCUACCUGACCAACAGCUCCUUCUGCUUCCAUUUAGCCCCUCAUUUAUCCCUCAAUCCCCAGCCCACAGAUGUUUAUACAGCUCAGCUUUUUGUCUUUUCUGAGGAGAAACAAAUAAGAUCAUAGGGGAAAAGAUUAAGGUGGAAAAU
Saimiri boliviensis boliviensis (Bolivian squirrel monkey) is the source of this 1600-nucleotide messenger RNA. It is a transcript of the gene SELL, whose product is annotated as selectin L. Lineage: Eukaryota; Metazoa; Chordata; Mammalia; Primates; Cebidae. Gene Ontology annotation, biological process: cell adhesion; leukocyte migration. The record is from RefSeq and is a predicted model, not a curated record. Gene Ontology annotation, cellular component: membrane.